Olea europaea var. sylvestris is the source of this 471-nucleotide messenger RNA. RefSeq lists its product as uncharacterized. The transcript is spliced from 4 exons. The coding region runs from base 1 to 471 and encodes 156 amino acids. The record is from RefSeq and is a predicted model, not a curated record. Lineage: Eukaryota; Viridiplantae; Streptophyta; Magnoliopsida; Lamiales; Oleaceae.
AUGGCAGUUGAAGAUGAUGAGAAUACAGUACUCGAGGACUUCAUGGCUCUGUUGAAUAGGCAUCAAUACCAUGGGAUGGCUAGUGAAAAUUCGCAUAUACACAUAUCCCGAUUUCUGGAUAUGUGCCAACACUUCAGUUACCAGGGUAUCUCGGACGAUGCUAUAAGACUGCGGUUGUUUCCAUACACCUUACGGGAUAAAGCACUUGAAUGGCUGGAUUCACUUCCUGUCGCAACCAAGAGCAUGGUGGAUUCCUCAUCUGACGGUUCUAUCUCCACGAGAACAAUUGAUGGAGCAUGGGAGCUAUUUGAGAGAAUGGCAACAACUUCAGCCAUGUGGUUUAUAGAUCGCGUGGUUCAGACGAGAUUGUUGGGGGUUUAUGAAGUAGAUACUUAUUCUGUAGUGUCUGCAAAGAUAGACUCUUUGUUCCAUAAGGUUGAGAGCAUUUCACAGACCGCCACUGCUAAAUAA